Messenger RNA from Peromyscus maniculatus bairdii (prairie deer mouse), 2178 nucleotides. RefSeq names its product zinc finger protein 579 (gene Znf579). The record is from RefSeq and is a predicted model, not a curated record. NCBI's taxonomy places the organism in Eukaryota, Metazoa, Chordata, Mammalia, Rodentia, Cricetidae.
GGCUUAGGCUGUAACACCGAGCCCAGCCUCCUCCUCCACCCCCCACCACGCUCAGCCCCCUCCCUCCCCGCCACCACUGUCCGCGAUCGCCCGGCAGCAGGGAAGGAAGAAAGGAGCGCAGGAGGCGGAGGCAUGGAUCCACAGCCCCCUCCACCUGCCCAGGGCAGCCCACCUCACCGUGGCCGAGGCCGAGGCCGUGGCCGUGGCCGUGGUCGAGGCCGUGGUCGUGGCAGAGGGGGUGCUGGAGCCCCUAGGGCACCCCUGCCCUGCCCCACCUGUGGUCGCCUCUUCCGCUUCCCUUACUACCUGUCUCGACACCGGCUGAGCCACUCGGGCCUCCGGCCCCACGCCUGCCCCCUGUGCCCCAAAGCUUUCCGGAGGCCUGCCCACCUCUCCCGCCACCUCCGUGGCCACGGGCCCCAGCCCCCGCUGCGCUGCGCUGCCUGUCCACGCACCUUCCCGGAGCCGGCCCAGCUCAGGCGCCACCUGGCCCAGGAGCACGCAGGUGGCGAGGUGGAUCUGUCCACGCAGAGGGCCGUGAAGGAGGAGCCACAGGACGAGGGCGUGGAGCAGCCCUCCGCGGCGGUGGCGGCCGGGGUUGCAGAGGAGGCGGCAGCAGUGUGGCCCGAGACGUGGCCCGUCGGGGACCCGGCCCCUGUGGCUAACCCCACGAGUACCGAUCCUCGGGAGUCGGAGGCCGAGGAGGCCGAGGCCGGGGCAGCGGAGCUAAGGGCAGAGUUGGCACUGGCCGCGGGGCGACAGGAGGAGAAACAGGUCCUCCUCCAGGCCGACUGGACGCUGCUGUGUCUCCGCUGUCGCGAAGCCUUCGCCACCAAGGGGGAGCUCAAAGCGCACCCGUGUCUGCGCCCCGAGGGCGAACAGGAGGGCGAAGGGGGACCCCCGCCCCGCCCCAAGCGACACCAGUGUUCCAUUUGCCUCAAGGCUUUCGCCAGGCCCUGGUCCCUGUCGCGUCACCGGCUAGUCCACUCCACCGAUCGGCCUUUUGUGUGUCCAGACUGCGGCCUGGCCUUCCGCCUGGCCUCCUACCUCCGCCAGCAUCGCCGCGUCCACGGCCCUCUCAGCCUGCUGGCCCCCCUGCCCGGGGCCGGCAAGAAGGACGACAGGUCCUCAGGGGGACGGAACUCAGGGAAAGGGCCUGAGGGGGGCGAAGGGGCAGAAUGUGGGGGCGCCUCGGAAGGGGCUGAAGGCGGGCAGAAUGGAGGAGAUGCCACCCCAGCCCGGCCCCCGGCGGGGGAGCCACGCUUCUGGUGUCCCGAGUGUGGCAAAGGUUUCCGACGCCGGGCACACCUGCGCCAACACGGGGUCACCCACUCUGGGGCACGCCCUUUCCAGUGCGUGCGCUGCCAGCGGGAGUUCAAGCGGCUGGCGGACCUGGCCCGCCACGCGCAAGUCCACGCUGGGGGUCCCGCGCCGCACCCGUGCCCUCGAUGCCCACGCCGCUUCUCCCGCGCCUACAGCCUCCUUCGCCACCAGCGCUGCCACCGCGCCGAGCUGGAGCGGGCGGAGCUGGAGAGGGCCGCCACGCUGCAGGCUCUCCAGUCCCAGGCCGCACAGUCGCCCCAAACUCAGCCGCUUAAGCAGGAGGCCGAAGGGCUCCCUCUGUCCAUCGCACACAUCAAGGAAGAGCCGCCCUCACCUGGCACCCCACCUCAGUCCCCGCCGGCUCCCCCUGUCUUUCUCAGCGCCUCCUGUUUUGACAGCCAAGACCACUCAGCCUUCGAGAUGGAGGAUGAGGAUGUGGACAACAAGGCCCACCUACGCGGGCUGGGGGGCUUGGCCUCCUGACCCCCACAUCCACCCUCCGCCCCUCCAGUUGAGCUCCCGGUUUGCAUUAAGGAAGAGGGAAGCUGAAAGAGAGAUACCUCCUCUGCCUACCCCUGAGCCCCGGGUCACUCACCUUCCCCUUUACCUACCCCUAGACCCCUGAUGCUGGUUAGGAAACACUCACCCCAACACGUGUCUUAAGUAAAGGCAGGACAAGGCGGAGGGCGCUUGGCCAGAGGGAUGGGAACUGGUGGGUUGGCCCCAGCCUGCCCGUCCCCCAUGGCAAACACUGGACGCCAUCACCUCUUUGGAACUGCCAGACCCUGGGAGUUCCCGGUGAGAAAGGUCUGCCCCCGUUCCUGUGUCUCUGUGAAUAAAUGUGAGUUCGUGCAA